Messenger RNA from Choloepus didactylus (southern two-toed sloth), 659 nucleotides. It is a transcript of the gene C14H8orf89, whose product is annotated as chromosome 14 C8orf89 homolog. The transcript is spliced from 5 exons. The coding region runs from base 78 to 659 and encodes 193 amino acids. The record is from RefSeq and is a predicted model, not a curated record. Lineage: Eukaryota; Metazoa; Chordata; Mammalia; Pilosa; Megalonychidae.
GCCUUUCUUUGUAUUUUGUUUCCUGUAUCUGAAGCAGCAUCUCACUUUCAUCAGCACUGUUGAAAGAAGAGGAAAAAAUGUCAGUGCUAUCUCCUGAAAUCAAAUUUAAGACUAAUAAAGUCUCUAGAAGUUCUCUUGAUGGCUGUUUUCUUUUUGAGAGUAGUUGGAAGAAAGCAGUUUUAGAAACACAAAAAAUAAGAAAAGAAUAUGCUACAGCUUUUGGUAUAAAAGAGUUCAAGGAAUGUGUCAAAGUGCCAUAUUUACCAGGAUUGCAGAGUUCCCAAAGAAAUGUAAAUUCAACUCCAUUUGAUGGUCAUAAAAGACUGCUAUGUGCUGAGACCAAGAUGCCUAAUGUCAGCUGUUCUACUGAGAACUUGCCCAGUUGCCCGCAAGCACUUUAUCCUCCUCGGCAUGUUGCACAGGGCCGGGUGAAAGAAGAGUCUUGGCAUAAAAGGGUAAAGAAGACUAAGCAGACAUGUGCUGUAGUACCACUUCAGGAGAAAUCCAAAAAUUCUGACUUUAGCAAUCCUCUUACUGGAGCACCACCACAAUACUUACAGAGACUUUCCAAAAUGGCCAUAUUAGAAUAUGAUACAAUUCGUCAAGAAACAAUCAGAAAAUCAAAAAAAGGCAAGAAACGAGAGCUGCAAGACUGCUGA